Messenger RNA from Pseudophryne corroboree (corroboree frog), 3603 nucleotides. RefSeq names its product regulatory factor X5 (gene RFX5). Gene Ontology annotation, biological process: regulation of transcription by RNA polymerase II. Gene Ontology annotation, molecular function: RNA polymerase II cis-regulatory region sequence-specific DNA binding; DNA-binding transcription factor activity, RNA polymerase II-specific. The transcript is spliced from 10 exons. NCBI's taxonomy places the organism in Eukaryota, Metazoa, Chordata, Amphibia, Anura, Myobatrachidae. The record is from RefSeq and is a predicted model, not a curated record. Bases 1249 to 2970 code for a protein of 573 amino acids.
AGGUGCCCUCUGCCCAGAUGUCCCGGUUCACAGUGCCCUCUGCCUGGGUGUCCUGGGGUAAUAGUGCCAGCUACCCAUGUGUCCCAGGGUAACGGCGCCUCUGCCUGGGUGUCCUGGGGUAAUAGUGCCAGCUACCCAUGUGUCCCAGGGUAACGGCGCCUCUGCCUGGGUGUCCUGGGGUAAUAGUGCCAGCUACCCAUGUGUCCCAGGGUAACGGCGCCUCUGCCUGGGUGUCCUGGGGUAAUAGUGCCAGCUACCCAGGUGUCCCAGGGUAACGGCGCCUCUGCCUGGGUGUCCUGGGGUAAUAGUGCCAGCUACCCAUGUGUCCCAGGGUAACGGCGCCUCUGCCUGGGUGUCCUGGGGUAAUAGUGCCAGCUACCCAUGUGUCCCAGGGUAACGGCGCCUCUGCCUGGGUGUCCUGGGGUAAUAGUGCCAGCUACCCAUGUGUCCCAGGGUAACGGCGCCUCUGCCUGGGUGUCCUGGGGUAAUAGUGCCAGCUACCCAUGUGUCCCAGGGUAACGGCGCCUCUGCCUGGGUGUCCUGGGGUAAUAGUGCCAGCUACCCAGGUGUCCCAGGGUAACGGCGCCUCUGCCUGGGUGUCCUGGGGUAAUAGUGCCAGCUACCCAGGUGUCUCAGGGUAACGGCGCCUCUGCCUUGGUGUCCGAGGUAACGGUGUCCCCUGCCCGUGCGUCCCAGGGUAAUGGUGUCCCCUGCCCAUGAUUUCUGGGGUAACAAUGUCCCAGUGUCCCUUGCCUGUAUGUUUCAGUGUAAUGGUGUCCUGGGGUAACAGUGCCACCUUCCUGGUUGUCCUGGGGUACCCUGCCCGGGUAACCUGAUGUAAAGGUUACCCUGACCUUGGUAAUGGCGCCUCCUGGCCGGGUGUCCCCUUGUAAUGGUGCCCCUGCCAGGUGUCCAGGGGAAACAUUGUCCCCAGCCCGAUUGUCCUGGGGUGAAGUCGUUCCCUGCCUAGGAGCCCCGGGUAAGGGUGCCCUCUGCCCGGUUGUUUUGGGGUAACAGUGUCACAAGCCCGGGUGCCCCAAGGUAAAGGUGUCCCCUGCCCGGAGUAAGGGUGUCCCUGGUAACAGUGACCGGUGUUCAGAGGUAAACGCAUCCCUGAGUGUCCCGGUGUAACGGUGCCCCCAGCCCGUGUGUUCCAUGGUAACAGUGUCCCCAGCUAAGUGGGAACGGCAGAGGGUGUGGUGAAAGGGUGAUGACGGCUGACCUGUCGGGUCCUGUACGCAGGAGGGAAUGGCAGAGGACGUACUCUAUGAAAAGAUAGCUAAGAAGGGAGGACUGACAGCUGGAGACACCCAGGAGACGGAGCCAAGUAACCUCCUACAGAAACUCCGCAACCGUAUCACGAAAUCGGUGCAGAGUAAAGUGGACAAUAUCCUGGGCGAUGUUCAGAAGUUGACUGACUAUGACAAGCUCUACCUGUAUCUCCAGCUACCGCCGGGACCCAGCGGCCCCGAGAAAAGCAGUCUGGAUGUGAGCUCUGUGACCACGGCUGAACACAUGCAUGCGUGUACAUGGAUCCGGAACCACCUGGAAGAACAUACAGAUACGUGCUUGCCCAAACAGGACGUGUAUGACGCCUACAAGCGCUACUGCGACAACCUCUGCGGGCGGCCCCUCAGCGUAGCCAACUUUGGGAAGAUCAUUCGAGAGAUCUUCCCUAAUAUCAAAGCCAGGAGACUGGGAGGAAGAGGACAGUCUAAAUAUUGCUACAGCGGUCUGCGGAGGAAGAGUAUGGUGAGCAUGCCACCGUUGCCCAGCCUGGACCUGAAGAUGACGGAAAGUUCCGAGCUGACUGAUUUGGUGCAGUCCUACAACAACGAUGUGAUAAAUGCCUCGUGUGCGCUGAUCUGUAACUGGGCGGAGAAGAUACUGAAGAGAUCCUUCAACAACGUUGUGGAAGUCGCUCAGUUCCUCAUUCAGCAGCACAUCAUUAACCCCCGCAGCGCCAAUGCCGAGCUCGUCCUCUCCAUGGUCCUUUCCGAAAAUUCCCAAAGCAUUGGCCAAAAAGUCCAGAAGCAGCUGCCGGAAGGGGCUGGAACUAAGAGGCCGGGAUCCCCUGACAGCGGAGCAGACACAGCCGCAAAGAACAAGAAGAUGAUGAACCCUAAUCCGAGCAGCCCACCACAGGUGAAGAAGCGGCCCCCGGAGCCGCAGAAGGCAGCCAACAGCCCGCAGGUGGAUGCUCUGGUGGCAAGACUGCCCGUCCUCCUACCCCGACUUCCUACAGAGGAGAAGUUUAUUACUAGCAGCCCCCCUGUGCGGUUCUCCCCCCCAGUCCUGGCACCUAGCAUACUCCCUGGUCACCUGAAAGUGUCACCCUUGCCCUUCGCUGCUGUCCCAUCCGGAGUGCCUCUCACAGUGACAACGGGAGUGAAUGGGACUGGACUAGUCUCUCAGUCAGUGGCACCUCCUAUGAUCAGCAUGAUCCUUCCCGAUAUGCUCAACCUAGAAACCCACACUCUUCCAAAGUCUAGCCAAAAUGGCACCAAAGACCUGGUGGUAGUAGCAGCGGAAAAUAAAGGAGCCAAGCGACUUGUCCUUCCGUCAUUAGCCUCUUCAGACGAAGGACAGUCAAAACGUAAGCGGGGUCGCCCAAGGAAGGUGGACACGUCUCUAACCAUUCCUUGCAAAACGCCCUCCCAAGGAAACUCCGCUCUGGAGAGGACUGUUUCUGAGACCCUUAACCCGUCACUCAGUACGGACAGCGUCCAGGACCCCAGCACCUCCUCACUCCCACUGGAAGAAAACUCCUCAAUUAUCAGUGCAAACUUGAGGCCGCAGAGUCACCCGGAGGCCAGCGAUGAUCCCCAGCUCACCUCUCCUAGAGCAGCAGAACCAUCGGAAGCCUCGCUUGGCUAUGACGCAAAGAUGACGGUAGAGACUGUGCCAAACCAAGUCAGCGUGAUCCAAGAUGGAAGGCAGAGCAUGGCACAGAGGACAGUGAGGUUCUGAGGGAGCGCGCAUAUUGCUCUCAUUGCUGUUGUACAAUGUCUGCAUAGCAGAGCUACCGGGGGAUGGACGUGGGAGAAGAGCCAUCGCCCCUGUGGUUUGUGUUACUCAAAGUGACAUAUAAAUAUAUAAAUAUACAACUUAUCCCACAGUGUCAGGACUGUACAGGGGGCACUCCAACAUAGGCGCUCCUAUAUCUGUCUUGUCUAUUCCUGAUCAGGUCAUGCCAUAGAUUUAUAUGUGCUUAUAGUCAUACAGGGGAGGCCACUCUUGACUCUCCAUUGGCUGCUGUGGAACUACAAGUCCCAGUAUUCGUCACCACCCAGAGGGGUUAUGCAGCCCCACACCAGCCAGAGAGCCACGUUAGAGGCCAUCAUUGUGAGGGAGCCGGGCGGACAAUGGGCUGUACCUGGUCAGGUAUAGACGUUCACGCUUCUGACGGUAUGAGGACUUCCCCAACAUGUACAAAUGUCAUAUAUUCAGUGUGUCUGUGUUUCUGCUGAAUGCGUUUUAUAAGGUUAUUACAGUCACCAAUGUAUAUACGGAGCCCCGAGGGUAGACCUCACACAGCUAAACGUAUGUGCCAUAUACUGCAAUGGAGGUGAACCAGACAAUAAAGGGGAAUCCAACCAGUAA